Messenger RNA from Hemibagrus wyckioides, 1359 nucleotides. RefSeq names its product ubiquitin-like 7b (bone marrow stromal cell-derived) (gene ubl7b). Gene Ontology annotation, biological process: ubiquitin-dependent protein catabolic process. Gene Ontology annotation, molecular function: polyubiquitin modification-dependent protein binding. Bases 159 to 1268 code for a protein of 369 amino acids. Gene Ontology annotation, cellular component: cytosol. The record is from RefSeq and is a predicted model, not a curated record. Lineage: Eukaryota; Metazoa; Chordata; Actinopteri; Siluriformes; Bagridae. The transcript is spliced from 12 exons.
ACCGCUUAGAAGAAGAAACCGAAGAAGAAGAAGUCUUUGUUUACACGCUUGCUGUACCAUCUGAGAGCAAUUUUUCUUUUCGAUAAAUAAUUUUAGAUACACUACCUGUUACUUUAUAGACAUUCUACAGGACACCGAAGAUUUAAGGGGCGGAGGACAUGGAAAAUCCAUUAUGGCAUCUGUCUCUAAAGCUGCACGACAGGCCAAAGUCAGUGUUGCCUUUUCCAGAGGAUGUUGAACCUGGAAGCUACAUGGUGUCCACCAUCAAACAGCUGGUUUCAGCUCAGUUACCAGAUUCACUGCCAGAUCCGGAGCUCAUAGAGCUGGUGCACUGUGGGUGCAGACUAAAAGAUGACUUAACAUUAGAUUCCUAUGGGAUAAAAUCAGGAUCCACGUUACACAUCUUAAAGAAAGUGUGGCCUGAACCUGAGGUCAAGCCUGAACCAGUGAACAGAAGUGCUGCAGCGAGAGAGUUUAGACUACUUCAGGCUGCCAUGCACUCCAAUGCUGCAUACAGAGAUGCAGUGUUUAAGCUGCUAAGCAAUAAGGAGUCUCUGGAUCAGAUUAUAGUGGCUUCCCCUGGGCUCAGCUCAGACCCUAUAGCACUAGGUGUAUUACAAGAUAAGGAUCUGUUUGUGCAGUUUACAGACCCCAAUCUGCUUGAUGUCUUGGUCCGUUCUCAUCCAGCGCUGGUUAACGCCAUCAUUCUGAUCCUCCACUCGGUGACAAGCAGCAUGCCCGGCCAAUCAAAUGCAAGCUCCUCCCACAACGCUCCUGCUAGUUCAUACAGUGAAAUGCCAGGAGGAUUUCUGUUUGAGGGCAUGUCUGACGAUGAAGAUGAUUUCCAGUCUGGAAGUCGCGCAGGCUCGUCCCAGCGCCCGAGACCUCCGACCAACCUGAGCAGCGGCGGAGCUACAGGGCCUCGACCUAUCACUCAGACUGAGCUAGCUACAGCACUAGCUCUGGCUAAUACACCAGAAAGCAGUGCGGUCACACCCAUUCUGGGCAGCCAAGACAUGUCCUCUGGAGGAUCUUCAGCAGCAGCAGCAGGGACUCCUUUGACUAGCAGUGUGCUGAGUCGGGCACUGCAGCAGGCUCUGGAGGCUUCCGGAGUGACACCUCUGCAGGGCCGUUGGCAGACACAGAUGCAGCAGCUGAGAGACAUGGGCAUCAGAGAUGAAGAGCUGGCAUUACGAGCCCUCCAGGCUACAGACGGAGACCUGCAAGCAGCACUCGAGCUCAUUUUUGCUGGAGGAGGAGGACUCUGAGACUCUGAGGAAAUUUUGUAAAAACUGAAAAACUUCACCUGUGUACUUUUUUAUGUUUUGCAGAUUGUUAAUAAAUAAAUUGAAUAAAGGA